Molecule: messenger RNA, 2607 nt
Organism: Pelagomonas calceolata
Lineage: Eukaryota; Pelagophyceae; Pelagomonadales; Pelagomonadaceae
Source: the annotation of a GenBank genome assembly
GGCGGGACCAGACUCCGCACGAGACAUUAAACGCCCGCCGCUGCACGCCGCGAGACGCACUCCAUUAUCCGGCGAGCAUCUCAGGCGCACGAUCUGUAUUGGCAACGAGGGUCGCAGCGAAAACGCGUGGUCAUUGCGCCUCGGGAGAACACAAAUAGUCUCAUAGAGUGUUCCACGGGCGCCAAACCCGGCGCGCGCGACCGCAACAAAGCUCAAACUGCGGCGCCAGCACCCAAAGACGCGGCGCCCGCAACCCACCUCGGCGCGCGACGCACAGAGCCCGCAGACGCGGACCCAGGUCAGCGCGCGACCACCGACGCGAUGGCGCAGACCCAGCACCUCCCCGCCUUACUGGGCAGCGUGGGCCUCGGACACCUCGCGCCGCGCCUGACGCAAAAUGAAAUCGACUGGGAAACAGCAAGGCUCAUGAAGUCGAGCGACCUCGCCGACGUCGGCAUGACCUCCCAAGAGGCGGCGCUCUUCCGCGCGGCCGUGGCGCGGUCGCUCGGCCUGUUCACGCGCGUGAACUCGAGCAACAUGAUCACACCUCUGGGUCAGAGCGAACCGGUCAAGAUGAGCACCUUCGCGCGGGGCGUGAAAGGCGUCGACCCCGGCGCUUUGGUGUCCUACGUGACGACGCGCCUGGGCGAGGCUUCCGAUGUCAGACCAUUGGCGAAGGUCGCUCCGCCCGUCAAGGAAGAAGGAGGUCGGUGGCGCCGCGGCGUGACGCUCGCGCCCGAAGCUCCAGCACCUGUACAAAAGAAGGCCGUGCCUCCUCCAAUCCCGAACGCCUGGGGCCUCCUGCCCAAGCCCGCCGAGCCGGCGCCGGCGCCGCCGGCGAACGCCUGGGCCGCGCCGCCGGGCCUCCAGCCGGCGCCUCCCGAGCCGCCGAAGGCCAACGCCUGGGCCGCCGGCGCGCCUUUAUCCGCGAGGACCACCGGCGCGAGCGCCGGCGCGCCGCUUGUCCACAAGGACAGUACGAGCUCCUCGGAAUCCAUCAAGUUCGUCGGGUCCGUGCCUCCACCCAAACGAGAAACGGCCGACGAGCGCGCCCAGACGGCCAUGAUGGUCGCGCUCCGAGCGUGGGUCGCGAAGCAGCCCCAGAAGAAGCAAUUGAUGUCCGAGGUCCACCACUUCUGGACGGCCCACCCCGAAUUGACGAAGCCUAGGGAGCGCAUGACCAAAGUGGUAGAGAGGCACGCACCAACCCAUGGCAUGAAGUUCCGCAAACUGCCGGCGCCGGACGGCGGCGUGCUGGAGCUCGACGCCCCCAAACCUAUUGUACAGAACGCGUGGACGGCGCCGCCCCAGAAGGCGCCGGCGCCGAUCGCCGCGCCGGAAAUCCAGCUGAACAUGGGCCGGUCGCCCGUGUUAGCCGCGGCGGCGCCGGCGCCCAUGCCCUGGAACCCCUUGUUGGACGCCGUGGUCGGCGAGGCGCCGGCGCGGUCUGUGGUCGGGUUCGUGCCGGAGAGACUCGGCUCCUCCGCUUUGAACGGGGACGGGCACGAACGACUCGGCCCGUCGGCGCCUGUGUGAAAAUCAAAUUUCAGGCGCCCCACGCCAUCGACGCGACGCGUCUGCUCGAUGGCGUAGAGCUUCUACGCCGUCGACGCGAUGCCGUAACCUCGCUCACUGGUUGAUUCCCACUCAGGUCGGCGCUGAACGGCGACCGCCUGGCCUUCGAGCAGUCAGCAAAAAAUGAGGAGGCGUCCCAGGCCUUGAUUCAGAAGUUGCUUGCUGAUGAUAGAGCUACUCUACAAAGACCACCACCCGCGCGCAAGCCGCGGCCGAAGCCGCGGCGGACCGCCGGCUCCGCGUUCGAUCCGCCGCCCACCGUCGAGUCGGCGAGACGUAGGGUCGACGCCUUCCUCCUGAAGCACCCCAAAGUUGAUAAAAGGGGCACGGCGGCCCUUCGGAGGUUGGAGCCGCGAAAACAGAUUAGACUUGUACGUAGAUUGGAAGCGGACCAGCACAAGUCCGAGGUCGACGGCGUGUUGGUGCUAGCUUCCAUCAAGGACAACAACAACUUCGCCGCCACGGCUUCUGAGUUGCAGAAGCUUACGGAUAGUCUGAGACCCGUCGCGGACCGCCUCGCUUUGUCUUCAGACGCCGUCGCGAAGCUCUCCACACUAAGUAGAGAGGACCAGUCCAAGGUCGCGACGCGCUUCGAGGAGCCGGGCUACUUGGAUGAUCUGCGGAACGUGGAAGGCUUCGUCAAAUGCUGCUUCCACGAUCGAGGCGACCCCCUCAGAAGGUUACUGAGAGGUAGACCGAUGGAGCCGCUCCUCGUAAAAGCGGUCCAGGAGUUGGACCUGGCUCCUGAUUGUAUUGCGGCUCUCAGAAAGCUGGCUCUCCGCAAGCAGAAGGACGCCGCGGCCGCGAUUACAUCUCUUGAGACGUGUGUCACGUCGUCCACGCUCUUGGCCGCUUUGGAAGACGGUUCUUUGUUGAGCGGCGCCCUGAAGGAGCGCCUGCAGCGCGCUUCGCAAAGCAAGUGGGCGCGGCCGGACAGCGUCGUCUCGUCGACGUCGUCGUCGGAGCUGUCCGCGCUCGGCGCCUGGUAGCUUCGUAUCCUCUCAUCCUGUCUGCAUAAGAAGUCUCCCAUAC